Messenger RNA from Arachis stenosperma, 585 nucleotides. RefSeq lists its product as uncharacterized. The record is from RefSeq and is a predicted model, not a curated record. Lineage: Eukaryota; Viridiplantae; Streptophyta; Magnoliopsida; Fabales; Fabaceae. The coding region runs from base 1 to 585 and encodes 194 amino acids. The transcript is spliced from 2 exons.
AUGGCAGAUCCAUUUACACUUUCUACGGCAGAUCAACCGGUUUAUUCCUCGUCACUCAACAACUCACUGGAAAAAACUACCACUCUUGGGUUGCGCCAUGAAGAAAGCCCUAAAUGCCAAGAUAAAGCUUGGAUUUAUCAGCGGCACAAUUCCAAGCAAGGCCAGAUCCAGCUGCAGAUCCAGAUCAAUUUGAAAAUUGAUUCUGCUGAGGAACUUUGGCAUGAUCUCAAAGAAAGGUUCGAACAUGGUAAUGGACCUAGAAUUUUUGAGCUAAAAAGGGAACUCAUGAACCUAAAGCAAGAUGCCAUGACUGUGUCUCAGUAUUUCACCAGGAUCAAAAUGCUGUGGGAAGAGCUCAGUUCCUAUCAUCUAGUGCCGUGUAAUUGCGGUGAUGCCCGCUUAAUGCACGACUUUUUUCAAUCUGAAUACGUACACUUUUUUCUCAUGGGUCUUGAUGAAUCUUUUACGCAAAUUCGUGCUCAAAUUCUGCUUAUGAAAUCCAUACCAGCCAUCAACAAGGUUCUCUCUCUUGUAGUUCAAGAAGAGAGGCACAGGAUAAUUGGCGCUUCCUCCUCCUCAAAUUAG